Messenger RNA from Dromaius novaehollandiae (emu), 2501 nucleotides. RefSeq names its product MOB kinase activator 3C (gene MOB3C). The transcript is spliced from 5 exons. NCBI's taxonomy places the organism in Eukaryota, Metazoa, Chordata, Aves, Casuariiformes, Dromaiidae. Gene Ontology annotation, cellular component: cytoplasm. The record is from RefSeq and is a predicted model, not a curated record. Bases 541 to 1194 code for a protein of 217 amino acids.
GGGAGGGAAGGGAAGGGAAGGGAAGGGAAGGGAAGGGAGCGAGCGGGGCCGCGCAGGGGCAGGAGGCUCGGCGCAGAGCGGGUUUUUGCAGGGACAGCUGGGGCCCGCGACGCGGUCAGGAUGUGACAUCACCGACGGGGAAAAAACCUCUCGGCCCGAGUUUCUUUAAUGAAACGCCGGCGAGGGCCGGUGCGCGCCUCCCCUCCCGGCACGGCGCUGGUGCCAGCCAGAUAGAGACGCGAUGGGGCGUCCGGAGAGGGUCUGACUGCCCCGCUUGGGUUUUUUUUGUUUUGUUUUUUGGUUUUUCUUCAGUAAGAGAGCAGAAACGGCAGCGGAAGGAUUUCGUGCUGGCGCUUGGAUCUGCUGCGGGAUGAGGGAGUAGGGACUCACUACUGAGCCACAGCCAGUGGGGAAGCUGAGGCAGUGAUGAUCGUUCGCAGAGACUGUUGUGCUCCAAGCUGAAAUCUCCAUCCCUGAAGAUCCUAGCCUUGGAGUUUACUUUGUGCUGAGUCUCUGCCAUAAUCCUGGCCAGCCCACCCCAUGAUGGCUUUGUGCCUCAAACAAGUCUUCAACAAAGACAAAACAUUUCGUCCCCGGAAGAAAUUUGAACCCGGCACUCAACGUUUUGAACUGUACAAGAAAGCUCAGGCGUCCCUGAAGUCUGGGCUGGACCUGAAAGCCGUGGUGCAGUUGCCUCCCGGGGAGAGCAUCAACGACUGGAUCGCGGUGCAUGUAGUGGACUUCUUCAACCGUAUCAACCUCAUCUAUGGGACCAUGUCGGAGUACUGUACGGAGAAGAGCUGCCCGAUCAUGUCAGGUGGGCUCAAGUAUGAGUACAGGUGGCAGGAUGACAACAAGUACAAGAAGCCGACUAAGCUGUCAGCCCCGCAGUAUAUGUGUAUGCUGAUGGACUGGAUUGAGAUGCUCAUUAACAACGAGGACAUCUUCCCCACCAGGAUAGGUGUUCCCUUCCCCAAGCAGUUCCAGCAAGUUUGCACUAAGAUCCUCACCCGCCUCUUCCGUGUCUUUGUCCAUGUCUACAUCCACCACUUUGACAGCAUCAUCAACAUGGGUGCUGAAGCUCACGUCAACACCUGCUACAAGCACUUUUACUACUUCAUCAGAGAAUUCAGCCUUGUUGACCAUCGGGAGCUGGAGCCUUUGAAAGAAAUGACAGAACGAAUUUGCCACUGAAGUGAUUUCGGCAGGCAAACUCAGCUAGCUCGUUCAGAGUCCAGUGGGGCAAGACACCAUGUCGUGGGAGACCUGUUCCGAAGGACUCGCUCUGGUCAUUUCAGUCCACCAAAUAUGAACAUUGCAGAAGAGCCUCUUCAGGCCAGGGCUGAUUCCUAAGCAUGUUCAACAUCUCUGGACAGUUUUUUUAAAUAGAUCCCAGUCUCUGUCAUGUGGCUACUGUCUUAGAAAGCUACCGACUACUGGAGAACAAGGCAAGUUUGGCUGACUUUACACACUCUGGUCUCUAAGACCUUAGCCCUAUGUCUGGUGGUAUCCUUUCAGCUACCCUUCCUCUUGUUUUGUCCUCAGCUAUAUCAAUCCCUGAGUAUUUUGUUAGUGAUUUCUGCUCACAGGGUGCUGUGAUCCUGGUAGCAAAGAUCACCCGUGAGCAGGUGUGAACUAGGCUACUGAGUAAUGCUUGUUAUUAUUCCCACAUGGACUGGGUUUAUCCCAUCUGAGGUCAGCUCUGCAAAGUGGUAACAUUUGAUCCCAACUGCCUUCAUGAGCAGCAUUUCCUGACAUGUAUUGGUUCAAAACCAGAAGAUGCUGUCUGUAGAAAUUGUUGUCUUCCCAUUAUCCAACCAUGCAUCAUAGUUAAUUAGGCUGGGAGGGACUUCUAGAGACAUCUGAUCUACCUUGUUCUUCCAAAAAGGCAAGAUCCACUCUACUUAAACUUUGUUGACUGGGAUUUCUUUAACCUGAGAAAGAAACCAUACCAUCUCUACCUGAUCUGUGCCCUUAUUCCCUUGAAAGGCAUUAGUAUCACACCUUAAAAUUUCUCCCCCUUAUGCUUAUAAUGCCUCUUAACCAUUGCUGUGUUCCCUGUGACAUCCUCCUUUUGACAAGAACUGAAAUCUUUUUUAUUAUUAUUUUGGGGAGUUAAAACCAAAUUGUCUGAGCCACAAUGUUGUUAUGUUUGUGCUUCCUGGCCUUUUUCUGGAAAGGUUUUGUAUACUACACACAGCCAAUAUUUAUAAUGAGGGGUUUGCCCACUUUUCAGGAAGGGAGGGGGUUUGGCUAGAAAAUGUAAAUAUUAUGCCAGCAUUAAACUGCACAAAUGGAUUUUUAGUGAUCAAAGCACUUAUUUUGUUGUGAAAUUUAUUUUUUUUAAUUUUGUGUACCAGAUGUAUAUUUUUACAUGGAAAUAAAAAGGAGCAAAAUGGAGACAAAAACACCCAAUACAUCAUUCCAAUAAUUUCUGUGUAAAAUAAUCUGUAAAGGUCCAAACAUUUUGGUCUGUUACUAAUUAAAGAAACAUGAAUGAG